Linnemannia hyalina is the source of this 2085-nucleotide messenger RNA. The record is from the annotation of a GenBank genome assembly. Lineage: Eukaryota; Fungi; Mortierellomycota; Mortierellomycetes; Mortierellales; Mortierellaceae.
AUGGAUACGAGCCACAUCCAGCCCAUCCUUCGUUCUUCCGAGACCCUAAAGGAGUUUGAAGAUCGUCAGUAUCUUGAGGAUUUGACUCGAACUACCACCUUUCCUCCUCUUCCUCCUCCCACUCCUCCCCAUCCCUCUUCUUCUUCUCCUAUUACAUUUGCUCCUUCUUCUACUCCCCCUUCGACCUCGACUUCUUCUGCUCGUCUUAAACAAAUUGCCCCAGCUCCUCUUCAUAUCCCUGACCAACAGCACCAGCAACAGCAGCAACUUUACUUUCAACAGCAGCAGCAUCUUCAACCUCAUCAGAUUCUUCAGCACCAGCAACAGCAUCAGAUUUAUCUUCAGCAGCAACAACAACAGCAACAGCAGCAAUUACCUCCUCACCCUUACCAACAACAACAACAACAACACAAUCAACCAACCCAACCAACCCAACCACCUCAAAUGGCAUACACAGAACACCACCCCUACAACCAAGAUGACGAAAUGUUGAACCCAAGCGAUUUCCGAAAACGCGACCACGAAGCCGUGCACGGAGCCUCACUCCUAGCCCCCUCACGGUCUACAACCCCUGUCCCUCCUUCCAUCCCCAAGCGGCCCGAUUCUCGGUCUGCGUUGUACGAUUCUGGUCAUGAGACUAUGGUUGUUGAUGAGGUUGAGGGUGUGCUGUUGAAUGUUAAUAAUAACCUUUCAGUUUUGGGGUUGCAGCAGCAGAGGCAGCAGAAGGGGUAUAUCUCUGGUGAGGAGGAUGAGUUCUCCCAGCAACAGCGUAGAAGGCCUGUUUCGUAUCACCCUGACGGGCCCGCCGCGAAGAACAAUACUGGUGGCAAUGGGCUGGGGCAGAAACAGGGGUUAGGACAUGGACAUGAUCGGUAUAGCAGUUAUGACUACGGUGUCCCCAUUAACUAUCGCACCGGUGCCUCAGAGUACUAUGACGACCUCGACGGCAGCGACUCUUCAAAGGCCGCCAAGGUCGAGGUUCGUGUUGAUUCGUCUGCUGUUCAUAACGAACCCACCCGACCUGUCUCGUUGCAGCACCCCUCCCAGACCCGUCUCUCACGUCAAGAGCAGAUGUUGAAGCGGUCGUCGCAAGUAAUCCCCGUGCACCACAAGUACAACCACAAGAACAGCUCGAGCACAACUCUUGUCGAACCCCAACAGGCGGCUAUGACUCCUCCACCCCAAAAGGAAAUGACAAACGAGGAGCGCGAGAAGCUUGAGAAGGUGUUCAAGAAGAAGCGGUCUAUGUCGGAGAAGUACGGUCCUGGUGGUGCUCCACCACCUGCGAGGUUGGAGAUUGUGACUUACCAUGGAAACAACUCGCAGGGGUACCCGUAUGGUGAUGAUGGGUCGUCGGAUGGUGGAAGUAUCCUGAAGAAGGGUAAAGGACGAUGGAUCGAUCGGCCCUGUGGAUGCCUCCCAGCUGGGCUGAUCACCUUCCUCGCCUUCAAGUUCUCGCUCCUCUACAACGGUGCCCUCGGUGCCAUCCUCUUCCAAGCCAGUCAAUUCCACGAGGUCGGAAUGAGCCCAAUCUAUGCCUUCACAAUCACAUACUUUGUCGCAACCAGCAUCUCAGCCCUAGGCCUCAUCACAGUCGGAAUUCUUGCCAGCAGAAACUACCACUCGGGCAAAUCCAUCCCCUCCCGAAUCCCCCUCCGGAUCUUCAAACUCGUUCACGCCCUCUACCUCCUCUGCUCCGUCCUCAUCACCACCGUCUGCAUGCUCUCCUGGCUAGCCCUUAACAACUCCCAAACCGGCUCCUGGACCCGACUCCAACUGCCCUCUACCCCUGCUACCACGUCCGACCCCUCCUUCAUCUCCCAUGCGCCCAUCCUAAGCAUCGAAUCGAUCCUGAAACCAGACCCGGACCACCCGGGCUGGUUGGUCGUUAACCCUUGGUUGUGGAUAGCGGCGUUUGUGGCGUUGGGACUGGUCCAGUUGUAUUUCUGGUUCUGUAUGGUCGCCUAUGCGAGGAGCCAUCUUGCCCAGUGGAGGAGUGGGUUCCAGACCCGCAUGAGGAGGUUGGAGGCCAUGAGGGCUUUGGAGGAUGGCGUCGGACGUGCGGAUUCGAUCAAGACUCGCUAA